GGCUCUUGUUUUGAUUGUUUAUCAACAGCACGUGUAUAACUUGAGAGCGGUGCAGAUUUUUACUAAUAUUUAAGGAAAUGGAAUUGUUUACUGUACAAAGAUAUACAGAUGAUAAAUUAGGAGAAAACAGUAAUAAAGCUGAGGAUGAGAUUUUACAAAAACUACUACAAAAAGUAGAAAAGCGAAAAAGAAAACAUAAAGCAGCUAAGGUUGUGUCGGAAACAGUUCAACCACAAAUUACAGAAAAAAAGAGCAAAUUAAUUCAAGAUGAUAACACAAAUCAUGAGGAAUUAGAACGAAAUGAAUUUGCGUCAUCAACGGUAAGCAGCACAAAAGAUAUACAAGCUAAUAAUAAUGAUGUUGAUCCAACCCAUGUUGAGGAAAGUGAACAUCUAAAAAUAUUAGGUGAAGAUGUCGAUUUCAGUAAACGUCAGAAAGUGGAUAUGGUACUGCCACCAUGGUUAGCACAUCCUACUAUCAUAUCAACAAGUAUUUCAAAAAAAAUAAACGACACAAGUGCUACGAGUGAUGUGGUAGCGGAAUUAAGUUAUUUGUCUACACAUAUACGACAAUCCCUUAAGGAAAUGAACAUAACAAAUACAUUUCCAGUACAAUCAGCAGUUAUACCAUGGCUACUCGAAGCACAUGCCAAACCAUGGCCGUUUCGUCCGCGUGAUAUUUGCGUCUCGUCACCUACCGGCAGUGGAAAAACGUUAGCAUUUGCUGUGCCAAUUGUGCAACUGUUAGCCAACCGUGCACGUCGUAAGAUUCGUGCAUUAGUUGUUUUGCCUGUUACUGAAUUAGCACUUCAAGUGUAUAAAGUUUUUAAAAAACUGUGUGAUAAAACCGACUUGACCGUUUCCUUAUUGUCUAAGCAAGUUGCAUUUUCUACAGAACAAGAACAACUUGUUGAGUUAUAUAAAGGCGAAUAUCAUUCAAAAGUAGACAUUAUUAUCACUACGCCUGGUCGCUUGGUCGAUCAUAUACAUGGAACAAAAGGCUUUUGUCUAAAAUCCCUGAGAUUUCUUGUUAUAGAUGAGGCUGAUCGUAUUAUGGAUGCUGUUUUCCAAAAUUGGCUCUAUCAUCUUGAUAAUCACGUACGUGAGACAUCCGAUCAGUUACUUUCAGGACGUGUUGCACCACUUUGCUACAAUGAACUCGAACAAAUUGCUCUGACGCAACCACAAAAACUGCUUUUUUCAGCUACACUUUCACAAGAUCCCGAAAAAUUACAAAACCUGCGCCUGUUUCAACCAAAGCUGUUCACGUCUGUUUUAACCAAUUUGGAAGAGUUGCGUGAGAAGUUUGCCAGCAAUUUGCAAGAGCAAAAAGGCACGGAAGUACGUGGUGAAUUUAUUGGAAAAUACACUACACCGGCAGAGUUAUCGGAGAAAUACUGCAUAACUGAGGGUCGUCUUAAGCCUUUAACAUUAUAUUCACUUAUAAAAGAAAAUAAUUGGACAAAGUUCUUGUGCUUUACCAAUAGUGCUGCAUCUUCCACAAGGUUGGCUAUUGUACUUGAAAAACUCUGUGGUACUGAGCUAAUAAUUAGUGAUCUGUCUGCUGCCAUUAAUGCUAGUGAACGAUCAAAAAUUUUGAAUAAAUUCUCCAAAAAUAAAAUAAAUGGGCUUGUCUGUUCGGAUGCUUUAGCUCGUGGUAUCGAUAUACCUGACGUGGAUAUAGUAAUAUCUUACGACCCACCACGACAUAUUAAAACAUAUAUACAUCGUAUUGGACGUACAGCGCGCGCUGGAACACCUGGUACAGCUAUAACCUUACUUACCCAAAAGGAACUUGAUAUUUUCAACAAAACACUUAUUGAGGUUGGUAAAACAUUAACAGAAGAGAUUGUAGUGACUUCGAAUAUUGAAGAGGAAAAUGCUAAAAACUAUCAAGCGGCUUUGGAAGUGUUGCGACACAAACUUGAACUUGAGAAACACAACAAAAUGUUGAUGAAACAACGUGCCAAGGAUAGAGCAGUAAUGCAUAAAGAACCUGCAAAGAUGACAAUAAUGGAGAAAUUGCAAAUGAAAGCAACCGAAGACAUACAGGGCAAAGUUAAAGAAAAGCCAUUACCGAGAAGAAAAUUUACAAAAAAGGAUAAAAGAAAUAAAUAAACAUUUUGUUAAGAAACUUAUUCAAUA
Molecule: messenger RNA, 2144 nt
Organism: Teleopsis dalmanni
Lineage: Eukaryota; Metazoa; Arthropoda; Insecta; Diptera; Diopsidae
Product: probable ATP-dependent RNA helicase Dbp73D
Exons: 6
Coding region: 78-2117 (679 amino acids)
Cellular component (GO): nucleus
Molecular function (GO): ATP binding; nucleic acid binding
Source: RefSeq, a predicted model, not a curated record